Molecule: messenger RNA, 1112 nt
Organism: Arachis stenosperma
Lineage: Eukaryota; Viridiplantae; Streptophyta; Magnoliopsida; Fabales; Fabaceae
Product: AT-hook motif nuclear-localized protein 20-like
Exons: 1
Coding region: 155-940 (261 amino acids)
Cellular component (GO): nucleus
Molecular function (GO): minor groove of adenine-thymine-rich DNA binding; DNA-binding transcription factor activity
Source: RefSeq, a predicted model, not a curated record
AUUCCCUAGUUUUUUUGUUUACUUAAACUUACAACAACCCUUUAUAAUUUGUACAUACAGCUCCCCCAGGAGAAACCUACACACACUUCCCUUCUUUCUUUCCAAUUUAAUAAUUCAAACUUCUCACUUCUCUGCUCUCUUUUUUCAACCAACCAUGGCCAACCGAUGGUGGACCGAUCCGGUGGGUCUGACCGGAGUAGACAACUCCACCAACUCUCCCAUCAAGAAACCCGAUCUGGGUUUAUCUGCUCCCAUCAACAAGCACGAAGAACAAGAUGACAACAACAGCGACGAGUACCCCAAGGAAGGAGCAAUCGAGCUCUCCGCCACGCGCCGCCCAAGGGGCCGUCCUCCUGGCUCCAAGAACAAGCCCAAGCCGCCGAUAUUCGUCACCAGAGACAGCCCUAACGCUCUCAGAAGCCACGUCAUGGAGGUUGCUAACGGUGCUGACAUCACCGAUAGCUUGGUUCAGUUCGCAAGGAAGCGCCAGAGAGGGGUCUGCGUUCUCAGCGCCACCGGAACAGUCGCCAACGUCACUCUCCGGCAGCCAACUGCUCCCGGCGCCGUCAUGGCACUCCAUGGGCGAUUUGAGAUCAUAUCUUUAACAGGCUCGUUUCUUCCCGGGCCGUCGCCGGCGGGGUCGACGGGGCUGACCGUGUACCUGGCUGGAGGGCAGGGGCAGGUGGUGGGCGGCGGGGUGGUGGGGCCUCUUGUGGCGUCGGGAUCAGUUAUGAUAAUGGCGGCUACGUUUUCGAAUGCAGUUUAUGAGAGAUUGCCAAUUGAGCAGGAUGAGGAUCAACUUCAAGAAGUGCCUCCUGCUGCCAACGGCGGUGGGUCUCCGCCGGUGUUAGGUGGUUCCGGCGGGGACGGUUAUAUGGUUGGGCAGCUGAGCCAUGAAGGUUCUUGGGGUCAUUCGAGACCACCACCACCCCCCUAUUGAACCCUUGAAAUUUAAUUAUGUUUAAUAUAAUAAUUAGUAUGUUUGUUAAUUACUUUUUCUUAAUUACUAAAUCAUAGAUACUACUCUAAGUAGUAACUCAUCAUCUCAUCUGUACAUUUAAUUUACUGCAAAAAACGGCUUAGGUUAUUAUCAUUAUAUCAUCUUUUGCAUU